UUAUGUUGUGUUUCAUUCUGUUUUAGCCACAUCAUUAACAAUUUUUGUUUGAAUUAACUCUCUUAUAUGUGUUGUAAAUAGAAUAGUCGUACCUAGUGCCAAACAUGAAUGCAUCACACAUAAACGCUUAUCAUUAAAAAUAAAACUAAAAAGCAGUCUCGAGAAGGUUUCAGCGAUAGCGCCGGUCAAGUUUUGAGUCUCGCACAGUGAUGUUCGAUUGAACCAUCUGUUACAUAACAGACGUACUGCACAGUGAACAGAGCGGCAUUAGAAAGUUUAUCAGCACGGGCCGAUUUGUCCCCAUAGUCAGUUCUUCAGGAAGGCCACCAAUAUGGAAGCCCUAGCCGUGGCACUGCAGCCACACAAGGAUAUAAUCGGUCUAUCUGCGGCCAUCAUAACGGUACUGCAAUUCUUCAGCGGAGUGUUCGUGGUGAACGACAUCCGCCGCAAGGGCAGUUCGGAAGGAUUUUCGGCUGGACCGUUCCUCGGAGGUGCCGUGUUCAGUUUGCUCAACAUCCAGUUCGGACAGAUGCUGCAAGACGAUGCCAUGAUAAAGGUCAACAUGAUCGGUUUGGGCUUGAACGUGGUGUACGUGUGUGCCUUCUACUGGUACACGGUGGGACCGGCCAAGAACAAGGUUUGGGGACAAAUCGGUCUGGCCGGAGCGAUUGCUGUCGGACUGAUUGCGUACGUGCAAUACGAAGACCCCAAGGUGGUCCAAUUUCGCUUCGGCAUGAUAUUGACUGUUAUUCUGCUGAUUCUGGUCGGGAUGCCGUUACUGGGAUUGGGACAAAUUCUAAAAAGCAAAAGCACCGAAGGACUACCAUUUCCGAUCAUUCUUUCCGGUAGUUUUGUUUCUCUAGCGUGGCUACUGUACGGGAUCGUUUUAAGGAGUGAGUUUCUUGUGGCGCAAAAUGCUAUCGCUUUGGCAUUGGGCUUGGUGCAGCUGUCGCUGUUCGUUAUCUUCCCCAAUAAAUCGUCGGUCAAAUCGAAGAAAAAGACAAACUAAAGCAUCACCUGUGAAAUAAUUUCGAGAUUAUAUGAACUGUUUGGAUAAUGACAAUAAUACUUUGGUAUGAGGAUGUUAGAUUUGGGCGAAAGGGUAUACCUAACCACUUUUUAAAUGCUUACAUUUAGAUAUUAUAAUUAAUACUUUAACUUCCUUUACAUUUGACGCGUAAGAGAAAAAAAAGAUUCCAUAUUUUUAGAAAAUAGAAUACAUAAAUUUCAAAUUUUACUGUAGGUUAAUGUUGUUCGCGAUUCAUAGAAUAUUGAGCAACGUUGACGGAACGAUUGAAGACAAUAAAAAUAAAGUUUUCUAUAGAAAAUGAAGAAACUGUACCAUUUAAACAAAUAGGGAGAUGAAAUAAUAUUUUUAUAGUUAUUAUGUGCAGUUUACUACGGCAACUAAGCGAAAAAGUAAUGUAGGAAUCGCUUUCAUACGAAAAAUAAAAUGUUAUAGAACUGUUGCUCAAAGAAAAUACAUAUUUUCCAGUAAUAAAAUUAUUCUAUUGUUAUGAAUUAAACUCAAACAGAUAAAAA
This is a messenger RNA of Armigeres subalbatus, 1542 nucleotides long. RefSeq names its product sugar transporter SWEET1-like. The coding region runs from base 332 to 1009 and encodes 225 amino acids. Lineage: Eukaryota; Metazoa; Arthropoda; Insecta; Diptera; Culicidae. Gene Ontology annotation, biological process: carbohydrate transport. Gene Ontology annotation, molecular function: sugar transmembrane transporter activity. The record is from RefSeq and is a predicted model, not a curated record. Gene Ontology annotation, cellular component: membrane. The transcript has 3 exons.